Synchiropus splendidus (mandarinfish) is the source of this 4111-nucleotide messenger RNA. RefSeq names its product ubiquitin-like modifier activating enzyme 1 (gene uba1). Gene Ontology annotation, cellular component: cytoplasm; SUMO activating enzyme complex. NCBI's taxonomy places the organism in Eukaryota, Metazoa, Chordata, Actinopteri, Syngnathiformes, Callionymidae. The transcript is spliced from 26 exons. Gene Ontology annotation, molecular function: SUMO activating enzyme activity. Gene Ontology annotation, biological process: protein sumoylation. The record is from RefSeq and is a predicted model, not a curated record. Bases 213 to 3386 code for a protein of 1057 amino acids.
UGCUUUGCUUUGCGCUCCAGAGUCGGUCGGGGGGAACACGCUUCUGGACCAGCCGGGCUGCUCGCCGUCCAGCGGAAAAAAAACUCACCCAGCCCGCCAGCCUGACACACUUUCCAGACUGCCUUCGUCGUCGUUGCCUCCUCACAUUUGUUUGCUUAAGCACAAGCCGAAUUUUUUAGUACUCCAGAUCAGGCCGGCCAAUAUCGGAUGUGAUGUCCAGCUCGCCGCUGUCCAAGAAGCGUCGCUUGUCAGGAUCAGAGACGAAGACGGGAUCCCAUUGCUCCUCCUCCAACUCUGUCAGAACUGAUCUGUCCCACACACCUGCCAACGGCAUGGCUAAGAAUGGCAAUGAUGCUGAGAUUGAUGAAGGCCUGUACUCCAGACAGCUUUAUGUGUUGGGCCAUGAUGCGAUGAAGCGCAUGCAGAACUCCAAUGUCCUCAUCUCUGGAAUGCGAGGUCUUGGAGUGGAGAUUGCCAAGAAUGUUAUCCUUGGUGGGGUUCGCAGUGUCACUGUUCAUGACGAUGGUGUUGCAGAAUGGAGGGACCUUUCCUCUCAGUUUUACCUCCGUGAGGAGGAUCUGGGAAAGAACCGGGCUGAGGUUAGUCAGCCUCGUUUGGCUGAGCUCAACAACUAUGUUCCUGUGACUGCCUACACAGGAACAUUGACGGAGGAUUACCUGUUAAAGUUCCAGGUAGUGGUUCUUACAAUCUCCUCACUAGAAGAGCAGAAGAACCUUGGGGAGUUCUGCCACAAGAAAGGAAUCAAGCUUAUCAUUGCAGAUACUCGUGGUCUCUUCGGGCAGCUUUUCUGCGACUUCGGAGAUGACAUGGUGGUGUUUGACACUAAUGGGGAGCAGCCUCUGAGUGCCAUGAUUUCAAUGAUCACAAAGGACAAUCCUGGAGUUGUGACAUGUCUGGAUGAGGCCCGUCACGGUUUCGAGACUGGGGACCAAGUCUCUUUCAGUGAGAUUCAGGGAAUGACAGAGCUUAAUGGCCACAAGCCAGUUGAGAUCAAGGUCCUCGGUCCAUAUACUUUCAGCAUCUGUGACACAGCUGCUUUUUCAAACUACGUUCGAGGAGGGAUAGUUUCCCAGGUCAAAGUGCCCAAGAGCAUUUGUUUUAAAUCACUCUCUUCUUCCAUGGCUGAGCCAGAAUUUGUCAUGACCGACUUUGCCAAGUUUGACCGUCCAGGUCAGCUGCAUCUUGGCUUCCAGGCUGUUCAUGCAUUCCAGGCGAAACACAACCGCCUUCCGGCUCCUUGGAACCAGGCUGAUGGUGAUGAACUGCUUGCUCUGGCCAAUGAGUUGAACGCCGCCCAGACUGGCUCGGCAAAACUGGAUCAGUUGGAUGAAGCUCUGAUCAAGAAGCUGGCGUUUGUGUCCGCUGGAGAUCUGGCACCGGUUAAUGCUUUCAUUGGUGGACUAGCUGCGCAGGAAGUGAUGAAGGCUUGCACUGGGAAGUUCAUGCCGAUCAUGCAGUGGCUGUACUUCGAUGCCUUGGAGUGCCUUGCUGAGGACGAUGGAGUCAUGCCCACGGAGGAGGAGUGCGCCCCUAGGCAGUGCAGGUAUGAUGGGCAGAUAGCUGUGUUUGGCACCAAGCUCCAGGAUCUUCUGGCUAAGCAGCGUUACUUCCUGGUGGGGGCCGGUGCCAUCGGCUGUGAGCUGUUGAAAAACUUUGCCAUGAUCGGGCUGGCUUCCGGAGAGGGUGAGGUCAUCGUCACAGACAUGGACACCAUCGAGAAGUCCAACCUGAACAGACAGUUCCUCUUCAGACCAGCUGAUGUGACAAAAAUGAAGAGUGAUACGGCCGCAGCUGCAGUGAAACAGAUGAACCCAUCAAUCCGGAUCACAGGGCACCAGAACCGGGUCGGCCCCGAAACAGAGAAGUUCUAUGACGACGACUUCUUUGAGAGACUCGACGGGGUGGCGAACGCACUCGACAAUGUUGACGCUCGCAUGUAUAUGGACAGACGGUGUGUGUACUACCGGAAACCUCUUCUGGAGUCUGGCACUCUUGGCACAAAAGGCAACGUCCAGGUGGUGAUCCCGUUCAUCACCGAAUCAUACAGCUCCAGUCAGGACCCGCCAGAAAAGUCCAUCCCCAUCUGCACGCUGAAGAACUUCCCCAAUGCCAUCGAGCACACACUGCAGUGGGCACGUGAUGAAUUCGAAGGACUUUUCAAACAGCCACCAGAGAGCGCAAUGCAGUACCUCCAAGACCCCAAGUUCAUGGAGCGCACUCUCAAACUUCCUGGUGCUCAGCCUGUUGAGGUUCUGGAGGCUGUCUUCAACAAUCUGGUCCGGGACUGCCCCAAAAGCUGGGCUGACUGUGUGGCCUGGGCUCGCAAGCACUGGCAAGUCCAGUACAGCAACAACAUCCGCCAACUUCUGCACAACUUCCCCCCAGACCAGCUGACCAGCUCUGGUGCCCCCUUCUGGUCGGGUCCAAAGAGAUGUCCUCACCCCCUAGAAUUCAGCACGAGUAACGACCUGCACAUGGACUACGUCCUGGCUGGUGCCAACCUGUUUGCUCAGACGUACGGCCUGCAAGGCAGCCGAGACAGAGAUGCUCUCAUCAAGAUCCUGGAGGGGGUCCAGGUGCCGGUAUUCACCCCGCGCUCAGGCGUCAAGAUCCACGUCUCAGAUCAGGAGCUGCAGAACAGCAAUUCCUCUGUUGAUGACACCCGACUGGAGGAGCUGAAGGACAAGCUGCCGAACCCCGACACCGCUCAGUUCAGACUCUGCCCCAUCGAUUUUGAGAAGGACGAUGAUGAUAAUUUCCACAUGGACUUCAUUGUAGCUGCUUCAAAUCUCAGAGCAGAGAACUACGACAUUCCACCCACAGACAGACACAAGAGCAAACUGAUUGCAGGGAAGAUCAUCCCGGCGAUCGCCACAACAACAGCCGCUGUGGUGGGGCUGGUCUGUUUGGAGCUCCUCAAGAUCGUGCAAGGACACAAGAAACUGGAGUCCUUCAAGAACGGCUUCAUGAACCUGGCCCUUCCUUUCUUUGCCUUCUCUGAACCGAUCGCUGCUCCCAAACACAAGUACUAUGAGAAUGAAUGGUCGUUGUGGGAUCGAUUCGAGGUGACAGGGAUCCAACCGAACGGAGAGGAGAUGACCCUUCAGCAGUUUCUGGACUACUUCAAAAACGAGCAAAAGCUGGAGAUCACCAUGCUUUCUCAGGGAGUGUCGAUGCUCUACUCGUUCUUCAUGCCCAACGCCAAGCUCAACGAGAGACUGGUCAUGCCGAUGACUGAGAUCGUCACCAAAGUGUCUAAGAAGAAGCUGGGGAAGCACGUGAAGGCGCUCGUCUUUGAGCUCUGCUGCAACGACCUGUCGGAUGAAGACGUGGAGGUGCCCUACGUCCGGUACACCAUCCGCUGAGCGACCCGCCCACCCACCUGCCCGUCUGAGCAAAGGUGGGGGCUGGUGGGGCACAGAGGGGGAUCGAUGUUUUUUCAGUGCAGAGUUGAUUUCUUCGGGGGGUGGGUGAGGGGGCCGACCCAGGUCAGCUGUAUUGGGCUCGGUUUGUUUAGGCCUUACAGGGUCCGAGUGUAAAUAGCCCCGGUCAGCUGACUGGAGGAUUCCCGUCUGUGUGCUGAGGAUCCAGCUGCGGGGGUGCGGCGGGAAGAAGGGGACACAUGUACGUGUCCAGAAUCAUCACAAAAUCGGAGACUUUCUGGUGCGCCACAGCCCCCUCUAGUGUCCCUUUGAAGCAUCGUCACACUCCUGCGCACCACCGUGUUAAACCCCCGAUCCUCGUUUCAAAGCCCAGAAACCCAAAUUUCCAACACGUCGUCGCUGCCCUCAAUCUUCACCCACACGAGUGUUAAAAUCUUGACUGGAUCGUCUCUCCCACGGCCGCCACCCACCGGUCCUCGAGCGGCACCCUGCGUCUCUGGAGGAGCUCUCUGUUUUCUAUUCUCUUUACAUUUUGUUUCCCCCGAUCCUGAUUUGAAGGGCAGUUCUCUUCCACACUCACCUGUAGAUGAUGAACGGUGUUUCUCUUUCUACUCGACUCCAAGCUGACGGUGAGAGCGAGAUGUGAUGUUUGUCGGGAGCACUUAGUGUGGUAGUGAAUAAACGUUGAUAAAACACUGACUCGUCUC